Boeremia exigua is the source of this 2211-nucleotide messenger RNA. Its product is annotated as dimethylaniline monooxygenase 2. The coding region runs from base 265 to 1833 and encodes 522 amino acids. The transcript is spliced from 4 exons. NCBI's taxonomy places the organism in Eukaryota, Fungi, Ascomycota, Dothideomycetes, Pleosporales, Didymellaceae. The record is from RefSeq and is a predicted model, not a curated record. Gene Ontology annotation, molecular function: N,N-dimethylaniline monooxygenase activity; NADP binding; flavin adenine dinucleotide binding.
GACAUGCAGACGUCUCCUUUUGUACCUAGCCGUGUCUACCCUUGACCGUGUCUUACCCCGACCGUGUCUCCAGAAUAUCCCGUCCACACGGUUUCUACCGACGACUUCGGCGUCAAGUCGGACGCCGUGUUCGUAAACUUUAACAACAGACUGAUCUUCGAUGCCUUCAAAUGAGCGAGUUUGCAACAACGAAUUAAUUUGUGCGCUGUCUUCAUUACCCCGACACACCCUAUAGACUGCAGAAGCCCGCUUUUCCACGAAAACAUGGCCGCGCAACAGCCCACAGCGGCGGUCAUCGGCGCUGGCCCAGCCGGUCUCGUAGCUCUCAAGAACCUGCUCGAAGAAGGCUUCAACGCCACGGGAUUCGAUAGAAAUCCGUACGUGGGGGGUUUGUGGCAGUACACCGAGGACGAUAGGACCUCUGUAUUGCAGAGUACCGUGGUGAACAUUUCGAAAGAAAGGGGUUGUUUUACGGACUUCCCGUAUCCAGAAGAUGUCGACUCAUAUCCUACGGCGGCAGAAGUCCAGGAAUACUUGGUCCAUUACGCAGAGCACUUCAAGCUAGUGCCGCAUUUGUGUCUUAACGCAACCGUCCGGGGAAUCAUACACGAUGACGAACGCCAGCAAUGGGCUGUCGAAAUUGAAGGUAAAGACACACAGUACUUUGACAAGUUAGUGUUGGCGAUCGGAGGUCUGACCAGUCUGCCUAAUCUUCCAAAUGUGGAAGGACUCGAGCUGUUCAAAGGCGUGAGCGUGCACUCGCGUGCAUUCAAGAAGCCUAAACAGUUCGAAGGGAAACGGGUCAUGGUGGUCGGUUUUGGCAAUACAGCUGCCGAUACAGCAACAGCACUUGCAAGUGUAGCACAAAAGGUCUAUAUCGCGCAUAGAAACGGAGCACGCGUUCUGCCUCGUCACAUCAGUGGGAGACCUGUUGACCACGCCCUGAGUUUACGCCUAUUCACCAUACAACAAUGGAUCAUAAGUAGCUUUCCGGUUUUUGGCACCAAGAUGUUCGAUAAGUUUGUCAAAAAGUUGCAGGAUAAGAGCUUCAAGCUGCGUCCUGAGUGGGGCUUUGAGCCUCCUCAAGUGACACCAAUAGUCUCAGACUACCUGGUAGAUUAUCUUGAACGUGGACUCAUCGAGUCCGUCAAAGGCGUGAAGCGUAUCCUCGGCGCUUCCCAAGUUGAGCUCGACGACGGCAAGACACUCGACGUCGACGUAAUCAUCUGGUGCACUGGCUACAAAACCGACUUCAGUAUGCUCGAACCGCGCUUCGACCCUACCAGCCACUCUUCAUCCGAGUGGAAAGCUGCUAGCGGAUCGAACGGCAAACAGCUUCUGAAUCUGUACCACAACGUCUUCUCAGUUGAAAAACCGCAGAGUCUGGCGUUCCUGGGCAAUGUGCAUACGACACUCGCUGGCUUCCAGCUCUUCGAUAUGGCAAGUAUGGCCAUCGCGCAGGUCUUCAAGGGGGCAUCCACGCUUCCGCCAAGACCUGUACUGAAAAGCGCGGUGGAGUCACAUCAUACGUGGCUGGCUGAGCAAGCAAGCCGGCGCUCCAAUGUUUCCCCUGGCAUGGUCGACGGCGGAGUCUGGAUGCAGGCAUUUGACGACCUGGCCGGCGGUAGAGUCAACGAGUACUUGGGUUAUGGGUGGAAGGGAUGGUGGUUCUGGCUUUGGAAUAUGAAGCUGUGUAAUAUGCUCAUGGGUGGAGUGUGGAGUCCACAUGUUCAUCGGUUCUUUGACGGAAAGAGAAGGAGGUGGGCAGGUGCUGGGGCGGCGAUCGAAGACAUGAAUAGGAGAAGGGGUGCAGGUACGAAGAAAUGCGUCUAAGAGCUGUGGCAAGUCGGACAGAUUCGCGCUGGAGAGUCCUUUGCGUGCAUGUCGCCAUGAGAACUGCACCAAGAUGUCACAUCACGAGAGCGAGAACUGUGGGGCAUGUACACGAUGACGUCGUUGUCAGGCUAUCUCACUUCUUCAGAAGCCGUAUCUGGCAGCUGCGACGUUGAACCUUCUCAAAACUUAACGUGGCUCUACGUACUGAAGCAAUAUAUCAUAGGCUACUGAUAUUGACAACACACUGCGCAGUGUCGAGUGAGGAAAGGGAGCAACGUUAACGGUGAACGGUGAUCUUCAUUUCUCGGGCCAAUCGGGUGGGAGCCGCGGCAGCACAGAAAGUCGCGAAGCUGCGAGAUUGAGCUCGAACUUUCU